Messenger RNA from Dermatophagoides farinae (American house dust mite), 2672 nucleotides. RefSeq names its product regulatory particle non-ATPase 9 (gene Rpn9). NCBI's taxonomy places the organism in Eukaryota, Metazoa, Arthropoda, Arachnida, Sarcoptiformes, Pyroglyphidae. Gene Ontology annotation, biological process: ubiquitin-dependent protein catabolic process. The record is from RefSeq and is a predicted model, not a curated record. Gene Ontology annotation, cellular component: proteasome regulatory particle, lid subcomplex; nucleus; cytosol. Gene Ontology annotation, molecular function: structural molecule activity; protein binding.
AAUACAAAUGAAAUUGAUUGACAUGGCCAAUGUUUAUUAGUCAUUGAAAAUAAUAUUCAUAUCAAGAUGAGUUCAUCAAAUUCAUUCAAUGAUCGUCGACAAUUGAAUAGAUAUUAUAAUGCCAAACAAAUUGAUUCAUCAUCUGAAUUGAUCAUAGAAAUUCAACUUGGUUUAAUGCAUCUAAUUCGAUUGAUCAUUUCCAUCAUUCAUUCAUCAAUAAGACGUAUCAUUCGAAGAUUUACUCGCAAACUAAAUGAAUUAUAUAUGAAUUCUGCAUUGAAUAUUUUAGUUUUUAAACUGAAAACUUAUUCAUUGAUUAAACAAAGUCGUCAAAAUGGAUUAAUGGAAUGGCUACAACAACAACUACCAUUGGCACCGUUUAAGCCGAAUAAUUUCAAUACAGAUUGGCGUGAUGGAAUACGUUUAUGUGCUCUUUGUGAACAAAUCAUAUCUGGAUGUUGUCCACGUUAUGAUCUCCUUAAUCCUAAUAAUUAUGUCAAUAAUCUCAAAUUGGCAUUAUGUCUGAUACGAAACAAUUUGAACAUACAAACGGAUUUGAAUGUAAAAGAAAUCUAUGAAUGUAAAAAUGAUGCUAAAUUAAUACAUCUAUUGUUUCGAAUGAAAAUGGUACAUACGAAAGCAAUGCUCAAAUCGAAUGAUAUCCGUACGAAACAAUCAAAACGAUGGGAAAAUCAAAAAAUAUCCAAGGCCAAAUAUCUUGAAUCAUAUGAUCAAUUUUUCAACAAUUGUAAAAUUAAAGGAAUGGGCAUAACAUUAGGUGUUCGUAGUCGACGUUCAAGAUUUAGCAUCUAUUUUGCAUCAUCAUAUCCAUUGGAUCAAUGUUCAUUUAUCAUCGAAAUUCUAGGUCCAAUUGGAUCAUUUUGUUCGGAAAAAAUUGAAAUCAAUAAUUGUAGUAGACGAUUACAGAAUAGUUUAAAUGUAAUUGGACAAUAUUUCUGUCAUGAUGAAAUGAUACAGAAUCUUACGAUGAAGGCGGCGAUGAAAAUUAAAUUCCAUAGAAUGAAUUUGAAAAUACCAUUCUUUUGUGAAUUAAUGGAUGAUCAUAUUCUGAUCACUUAUAUACCACUUUAUGCCGGUGAACAUCAAAUCAGCGUCAUUUGGCAAGGACAACAUAUUUUCGGAUCACCAUAUUAUGCUAUGAUCGAAGAAACAGAAUAUCUUCAACAAGAAUCCAAUGAAAUUGGACCAAAAUUUAUUCCUGGCAUUCAAUAUCCAUUAUGUUUACUCCAGACAGAUCAAGAAUAUGGAUUAGAUGAAAUUGGAACAGUAAUAAGAAAGAAAACAUUACGAAAAUCAAUGAUAAUCAAAGGAAAAAAAUAUGAUUAUUACACAUAUUUGGAACGAUUACAAAAAUCACGACAAUUCGAAUGUUCAAUUACAAAUGUUAAUGAUAAUUCAUUAAAAAAUGUGAAAAUUUCCAUCAAACAUAACAAACAAUCAAUGUCAAUUUCGGAUAGUUCACGAACAUCAUCAUUUUAUUCCGGUGAAUCAGAAUGUUGUUGUUCACCUGAACCAAUAAAACAUGAAUCAUUACCUGAAGAUCCAAUGGGCAAUGAAAAUGAAAUUAUUAAGAAUGAGCAAUCGGAAAUUGCAACAGCAGAAAAAUCCAACAGAAUUAGAUCAAAAUUUUUUCAACUAAGAAAAUUACGAUCACAUAAAUCAUCAUUGAAUGAAAAUUCCUUAAAUAAUGAAUUCAAUGUGAUGGCUAAAAAAUUAAAAGAAAAAGUCAAAAAUGAUUCAUUGGCAGUCAUUUUAUGUGAAAUUUUGAGCGGCCAAAUCAAGCUCGAAGUGAAUGAUUUCAAGGGAGCCAAAGAAAUCAUUGAAAAUAUCGAUCAAAAAAUCGACAAUGAAUAUGGUAUCACUACGGUGCAUGCACGUUUCUUUCAAUUAGCCUCUGAUUAUUAUCAAAAAAUUGGCGAUCACGCUGAAUAUUAUCGUAAUGCACUUCGUUACCUUGGAUGUUGUAGUACGGCUGGCAUUGAAAUUCAAGAGAAUGAUGAAAUUUUAGCUCAACGGGCUUUUACCUUGUCGUUGGCUGCCAUACUUGGUCAAGAUAUCUUUAAUUUCGGUGAACUAUUGCUUCAUCCAAUUCUUAAAAAAUUGAAACCUGAACACGAAUAUAUGCGAGAAUUAUUGUUCGCAUUCAAUUCGGGUAAUAUGGCCAAAUUUAAUGAAUUGAAACCAAAAUGGCAAACUCAGCCAGAUCUUGUUGUACAUGAAACCGAAAUGCGUAAAAAGAUUUGUCUUUUAUGUUUGAUGGAGAUGGCUUUUGCAUCGCCAAAUGCAGUAUUGUCAUUCGAAAAAAUUGCCACCGCAACCGAUUGUCUGAAAAAUGAUGUCGAACUUAUGGUAAUGAAAGCAUUGUCCAAAGGUCUAAUAAAAGGUCAUAUUGAUGAAGUUGAACAAAAAGUGACCAUCAGCUGGGUACAGCCACGAGUACUCAACAAAGAUCAGAUUAGAUCAAUGCGUGAUCGAUUAGAUAAAUGGAUCAAAGACAUUAAUGAUUUCUCACGUGUUUUAGAGAAUAAAGCACAGGAUAUUAUGGCCUGAAUUUAGUUUUUUAUCAUUGGCCAUUACAGAUUGUAAUAUCUCUUUUUUCAAAUUUUCAAAAAAAAUUAUAUUUUACAAUAAAAAUGUACAAUUAAAAUAAA